Messenger RNA from Tremella mesenterica DSM 1558, 2172 nucleotides. RefSeq lists its product as uncharacterized. The record is from RefSeq and is a predicted model, not a curated record. Gene Ontology annotation, biological process: mismatch repair; nucleotide-excision repair. Gene Ontology annotation, cellular component: nucleotide-excision repair factor 2 complex; cytoplasm; nucleus. NCBI's taxonomy places the organism in Eukaryota, Fungi, Basidiomycota, Tremellomycetes, Tremellales, Tremellaceae. Gene Ontology annotation, molecular function: damaged DNA binding; single-stranded DNA binding. The annotation marks the transcript as partial. The transcript is spliced from 12 exons.
GAUGACAGUCAAUCGGGUGAAGAAGAAGAAGAGGGCAAUGUGAUCCGUGUGGAGAUAGGUGGUGAGACACCUGAAGAGAAAGCCAAAAGGUUAUUGUUGGCCAUGAGAAAGAAACCGAUAACCAGUAAAGAUCGUGCUAUACGAAUGGAAAUUCAUAAAUUACAUGUUGUCUGUCUUCUGGCGAGUGCUAGAAUACGAAAUAGGUGGUGUUCAAACUCCCUUCUAAAGGCCAGAUUACUCUCUCUUCUCCCUCAUCCACUACAAGCGGCAUUCAAUAUCCCUCCUUCACGUUUCCCCGAUAGAGCACAACGUUCCAGACUUUUCUUCGAGGCUUUACAAUCUUUAGUCACUUGGUGGUCUCAAUCGUUUUUCGACAUUCCCGAUUAUACCAUAGGUUUGAGGACUAGACCAUGGGAUGAAGUACAAGAGAUCAUUGAUAAUCUUCCUCCCUUGACCAAGACCGAUUUCCUCACUCCCACUUUCAAUCUCCAAUCAAUCUCCUUAACAUCCACGAAUAACAACCAUCAAACUCCUUCGUCCAGGGAGAAAGGAAAAGGUAGAGAACAAACAUCACCUGCUUCUAGUAAAAAAGGUAAACAAAAGGAAAUGGAAGAUGUCUGGAUAGAACAAAUAGGAGAAGGAGCAGGGGGCGAGAGAUUGAGAAGCGUCAAUAGUUUGAUGAAGAAAGCUUUACAACAAGAAGGUUCGAGAGAUGUUUCAGCUCAAUUGUUCGUAGCUCUCGCAAGAGCUUGUGGUUUAGGGACAAGGUUGGUAUAUUCGAUACAGGCUGUACCAUGGAGAGCGGAGAAGUCUUUAGUUAAGAAGAAACCUACCGGAGCGGGGAGUGGAGGAAAGACUGUAGCAAGUCGACAAGGUAAUGGAGAUGAUGAGGACAGAACUGCUGGAGAAACAGAAUUGGCAGAAAAAGAAGUCUUGGGGAGUAAAAUGGAGGAAUCGGGGAAACCAAUUAGGGCAGCUGGGAAAAGACGUUUACAAGAUCCGGCAGAUUUGUACAGGUUGAGGAAACAGAAACCGACCAUCACACCAAAGAAGAAAGUCAAGACGAAGCAAGAUCUGAAAUCGCAACCUCCUGUAUUUUGGGCAGAAGUGUUCAGUCGGUCGGAUCAAAGAUGGAUCCCUGUGGAUCCUGUUUCCGGGAUUAUAAGGAAGAAAGCGCAUUACGAACCUAAUAAUGAUAGUGGGUUAGUGAGGAUGACUUAUGUCGUGGCGUUUGAAGAGGAAACAGAUGGCCACGCUAGAGAUGUAACAUUAAGAUAUGCGAAGAAUUUCGGUGCGAAAACUUCAAAACUUCGUAUUCCUCCAAAGAAGGAUGAAGAGGAUUGGUGGAAUGGAGUGGUCAGGUUUUUAGAAAGACCUUAUCGAUUGAAACGAGACGAUUUAGAAGAUGCUGAGUUGGAAACUAGUCAUUUUUCAGAAGGCAUGCCGUUACAUAUGAAUGGAUUUAAAGAUCAUCCCAUAUACGUACUCGAACGUCAUUUAAAAAGAGAUCAAGUCUUAAAUCCUCGACGUGAAAUAGGUAGGUUCAAAGGUGAACCUGUCUUUCGUCGUUCUUCAGUACAACAAUGUAAAACGUCUGAGAAUUGGAUGAGAAUGGGUAGAAAGAUUAGAGAUAAACAAGAACCUUUGAAAUGGGUAAAACAACGUGCUGUCACUAUACAAAAGAGAAGAGCACAGGAAUUGGUAAGAUUGGAAGGUGGUGAAGAGGUACAACAAGGUUUAUAUGCCGAAUGGCAAACUGAGUUGUAUAGACCUGAACCUAUAAGGGAUGGAAUCAUACCUACCAACACAUUUGGUAACCUAGAUUUAUACGUACCUACUAUGCUUCCCUUAGGAGCUGUUCAUCUCCCAUAUCAAGGUAUUGCCAAAGUUACCAAACAACUAGGUAUCAGUUAUGCCGAAGCUUGUACCGGGUUUGAAUUCAAAAACCAACGUGCUAUACCGGUCAUCACGGGAAUUGUGGUUGCGGAGGACAUGGAGAGUAUUGUCUUGGAGGCAUAUUGGGAAUCCGAAGCUGCUGCUAUGGAAAGAAGUAGGGUCAAAGCGGAAGAUCGAGCUUUGAAACGUUGGAAGAAGUUGAUCAACGGGCUUCGUGUUAAGCGGCGACUUCAAGAGGAAUAUGGACAAGGAGAUGGGGUGAGUUCUUCCGGCUGA